AUGUUGCCUGUGUUAGCAUUCCUCAUUUGUCGUGUCAUUUUUCUCUCAGUUGCUGCUUAUUCAAGGGACGACUGUGAUAGCUGUAGACAUGCAGCAAAAAGUUUCGUCUCAGGCAUAUACAAAUCAGAAGGCAAAAAUUUUGGAGGCGGAAAUUCGUUAUGGGAAGAAGAACACCUAGGCAGAUAUUCCGUGAGUGAAGCGCGUUACCAUGAUAUCCUAGAAAUUAUGUGUGAUGCUAAGCAAAAUAUAGAGUGUCAUAAGUUUUUGGAGAACAUAGAACCUCACUUGGAGGAGUGGUGGCUCAAGGAUUUUAGAAGUAAUACGAACAAUCCGGAAAGACUUGAAGAAGAACUGUGUGUUAUUCAAACAAAGUAUUGUUGUCCUUUUGGGUCCUUUGGACCUUCGUGUCUUCCUUGUACGACAUGCCAUGGACAUGGCACAUGUGAUGGUAAUGGCACGCGACAUGGUUCUGGUAAAUGUCUCUGCGAACCCGGUUACUCUGGAGAUUCCUGUGAUCGAUGCAACUUGGAAACCCACUUCCAACUUCAUGAUGAUGGCCCUUCUGUAUCAUGCUUACCUUGCCACUCGUCAUGUUCUGGAGGUUGUUCGGGUCCGUUUUCUCAAAAUUGUUCAUCUUGUGCGUCGGGGUGGUCUGUGCACGAAUCUAAUGAUCAACGGGACUGUGUGGAUGUUAAUGAAUGUCUCAGCAAUCCUUGCAACAAUGUCACCCACUUUUGCGUAAACAGGCCUGGCUCGUACGAAUGUAUUGCUUGCAAUUCCGCCUGUCGGGGGUGUACUGGUGCAACUGCAAAUGACUGUGUAUCCUGUGCAAAUGGUUACCAGAGAGGGAAUAGUGAAGCAUGUGAAGAUAUCAACGAAUGCAAUGCUGAUAGUAACAUUUGUAAUAAAGAGGGGGAAGUCUGCAAGAACUUGAUUGGUGGUUAUAAAUGUGACUGCAGAAACGGAUACAAACGAAUUAAUAAUGAUUGUGUACUGAUUACAAAGCAGGAAACGACUUCGGAAACUCUGGAAAAUGUGAAAGAUGUACAACUUAAUGAUGGUUACGACACUUUGAAAGAGGAGCCGAAUCCUAGUCAUAUUCUGGGAGAAUUGUGA
Messenger RNA from Trichobilharzia szidati, 1116 nucleotides. The record is from the annotation of a GenBank genome assembly. Lineage: Eukaryota; Metazoa; Platyhelminthes; Trematoda; Strigeidida; Schistosomatidae.